UAAUUUUAGGUUUUGUAAUUUGCCAUAAUUCAUUCACAUUUUCAACCAUUCCCUGAAGAGCACAUGGGAAUCCCAUUGUCACUCAGACUACCUCCCAACGUCAAUUAAUUGGAUUAAGAAUCAAACCGCAUUCCGCGUAAUCUCAGUCUCCAAACUCUUCUGUCUCUCUGAUCGCUCCAUUCCUUGCGAGUUUCUCUGUGUUUGAUGUUGGUUCAAUUUUAUGAUCUCUUUCCCUCAUUCGGCCUUUUCCAUACAACUGACUAGAAAUUAGGGUUUAAGGUUUCCAAUGGGAAUUUCGAGUUUGUUUGGAUUGAUAUUUGUUUUUUCUUUGUUCUUUCUUUUUUUUUUCCCCUUCAAACGAGGGUUUGAUUUCGAUUUGAGUUGUUUCUUAGGGCUUUAUGGACCAGUGAUUUCAGGUUUCAGAAUGAGGAUUUUGAAUGUUAUUAGGGUUUCUGUUCUCUUUAUUGUUAAUUGCAACUUUGAAUGUAAUUGGGAAUCAGGUUGUCUUGGUUUGUAAUUGUAGAUUUCGAAUAUAAUUGGGGUUUAGGUUCUUUAAUCUACACUUUGGUGAUUAUGAAUAGGAUAAGGAUUUGGGUUCGGGUUCUAUCUAUUUAAAGUUUGAAGGGUCUCGUAGUGCAGAAUGGGGCUGAUUGAUGCAGUUGUUUUGUAAUUUUCCAAUAAAUUUUUGUUGGGUGUUUCAGAAUAAAAUAGUUCUGUGAGAGUAGUUUAUGUCAUUUUUUUUUUGGAAUUGAAAAUUACAUGAUCAUUGAAUUUUUUGUUCCAAAAUGAUUGUGUAAUUUAAAUAGCUUUGUUGAUUUGCUUUCUAUACGGAUUCACUGCAUGAGUGAUCCUAAGUUUGUGGGAGAUAUUUCUCUUUUUAUCACUCUUGUUUGAUUUGUGAGCUUGUUAUUGACUCAUUCUUAUCACUUUGAUUUUAAGGAGUAAAUGUAACUUUGCUUAUUGUGCUUCUACAUGUUUCUUGACAAAUGCUAAAUUGUCCACACACCUGUUCUGAAUCGCUUUUUCCAAUUGAUGAUUGACAUGGAUGUGAUUUAUUGAAAAAUUGGGAUGACUAUGGAGAAGUAGUCUGGGGAUUGUUUCAUGUGAUUUUGUGUUCCUCAUUCCUUGUAUUGAUAGCUCAGCUAUGUUGGUGGAUUAUAUGGCUGAACUUUUUGGAUAUAAAUUAUAGACUAACUGAAUGCUUAUGAUUCAUGGAUGAAAUGGAAGGAAUGGAUUUUUUUCCCCUUUGUAAACAGUAAAUGUGAAACCUCCUGAAGAAUAAAGUUGCAUGAAAAAGAAAAGAAAGAAAGAAAUACCAAGGAAAAAUGGAUAUUGUAUGUUAAUAUUUGUUUUGGCUUGGUAUCUUUUCAUGUAUUGACUGGUUGAAAGUAAUAUGUCUCUCUGUUUUGCACCAAGAUUGGAGUUGUAAUGAUGUGGUGUUACACUUGUGCAUGAUCAAUUAGAAUGGAGUCGACUUCAAGCGGUCCAAUUAGGGGACGGGGUAAAAACAAGCGAGUGUGGACACCGAAGGAGGAUGCAAAAUUGAUUGAAUCCUUGGUUGAGUUAUGUGUUUCUGGGAAGAUGAAAUGUGAUAAUGGUUUUAGACCAGGCACGUUUGCACAAGUAGAAAGGUUAUUGGAGGACAAGCUGCCAGGUUGUGGAUUGAAAGCAAGUCCACAUAUUGAGUCUCGAGUGAAGACUUUAAAAAGGCAAUAUAAUGCUAUAACUGACAUGCUUUCACAUGGCAGCGGGUUCUCAUGGGAUGAAAAGAACAAGAUGAUCCAUUGUCAUAUAGAUGUAUAUGAACGAUGGGUGAAGGACCAUAGGGAUGCACAUGGAUUGAGACUUAAACCUUUCCCCCACUAUGAGGACUUGAAACAGAUCCUUGGGAAAGACCGUGUGUGUAAGAAAGAAGUUGUCUCACCGGCCGGUGUUAUGAAGGAGCUACACCAAGAGGAGGUCGCAAAUAAUGAUGUGGGUUUGGACAUUGUAGAGGCCGAUGUCUCAGUGGCUCAACCAUCCACAUCAGCAUCAUCUUCUAAAGAAGGGUCAGCGCAGUCUUGUAGGAAAAGGUCAAGGGAAUAUGCAGAUUUAGCUGAAGUAAUGGUGAGGACCUGUAAUGCAUUAGAAAGGCUCAUAUCUUGUAUUGCCCGUCAAGAAGAAAAGGAACAAAGAGGGGAUAAAGUGGUGGCUGAGUUGGUGAAGCUUCCGGGUCUUAGUAAGUUGGACAUAUUGAAAUUAAGUGAAGUGAUCAUCAGUGACCCAGUGAAAGUCACACUUUUUUUCAGCCUUGACGAGGAUCUCAAAAAGGAAUGGAUGAGGCAGCUUCUUCGCACAACAUAGCAUAACAUUUUUGAAAGGCUCAAACGGUGCAUUCUUGGUGGGAAUGAAGAUAUGGUAAAAUGGAGUCAAUGUUCAUUGUUUAUUCAUGGUGGAGGAGCAUUUAUUCUCGAACUCAGUGAUGAAGAAGGCGGCUAUACACAUUGGGCUAUGGACACAGGUGACCUUUGAUGAGACCCAACAUAAAAUAGAGUAAAAUAUUACUAGUAGAUGGCAUAUAUAUGCGCCUCAGAUCUAGGAACCUACCAAAGGGAAAGAACAUUUGGUCUUCCAAUUUCUUCUUUCUCUUGUGUGCUUUGGUUUGUUAGGUGGGAAGGCUGGAACAACAAUGCUGCAGGUGGAUAAGAAACCACACCAAAUGCUUCAUCUCCCAAGUGAUGUCCUUCCACAUGAUAUAUCAAAAUGCUUGGACGACGAUGGCCGCCCAAAAAGAACAGGAACUGUUUGGACUGCAAGUGCCCACAUAAUCACAUCUAUUAUCGGAUCCGGGGUGCUUUCAUUAGCAUGGGCUGUAGCUCAGCUAGGAUGGAUUGGUGGACCAACUGUAAUUCUCAUGUUCGCAGUUGUAAUGUGUUAUACUUCAUCUCUACUAGCAGACUGUUACAGGUCAGGUGAUCCCAUAUCUGGAAAGAGAAACUAUACUUACAUGGAGGUCGUUCAAUCCAAUCUUGGUGGAGCAAAGGUCAAGAUAUGUGGCAUAAUCCAGUACUGCAAUCUUUUCGGAAUCACGGUUGGAUACACUAUUGCAACAUCUGUAAGCAUGAUGGCAGUUAUGCGGUCUAAUUGUUUCCACAGGAGUGGCAAUAAGAACCCAUGCCAUGAGUCGAGCAACCCUUACAUGAUCAUGUUUGGCAUUAUUGAAAUCGUGUUGUCUCAGAUUCCAGACUUCGAUCAAAUAUGGUGGCUCUCUAUUCUUGCCUCCAUCAUGUCCUUUACUUACUCUUCAAUAGGUCUAGGCCUCGGGGUUUCUACUGUUGCAGCAAAUGGAACUUUCAAGGGUACUCUCACCGGAAUAAGCAUCGGAACCAUCACAAGAACACAAAAGCUAUGGAAGUGUUUCCAGGCUUUGGCUAACAUAGCAUUUUCAUACUGCUAUUCAUUUGUCCUCGUUGAAAUUCAGGACACAAUCAAGUCCCCUCCGUCAGAAGCAACAACAAUGAAAAAGGCCAACCUGAUAAGUGUAGCGAUAACAACAUCUUUCUAUAUGCUUUGUGGCUGCAUGGGCUAUGCAGCUUUAGGGGAUCAAGCUCCUGGAAACCUCCUCACUGAGUUUGGCUUCCGUGAUCCAUUUUGGCUCAUUGAUAUUGCCAACAUCGCCAUAGUAAUCCACCUUGUUGGAGCUUACCAAGUCUUUUCUCAACCAAUUUUUGCCUUCAUUGAAAAAUGGUUGUCCAAGAAAUGUCCAAGUAGCACAUUUAUCACCAAGGAAAUCAAGGUUCCAAUACCAUGCUGGGGAGUCUAUAAUCUAAACCUCUUUAGAUUAGUAUGGAGAUCGGCUUUUGUUAUGGUAACCACCCUUGUAUCAAUGUUGCUCCCAUUCUUCAAUGACGUCUUGGGAAUAAUAGGGGCAUUCGCGUUCUGGCCUCUUGCUGUUUACUUCCCCGUCGAGAUGUAUAUCGCUCAGAGAAGGAUACCAAAAUGGGGUGUCAAAUGGACUUGCUUUCAAAUGCUGAGUCUGGCGUGUCUUAUGAUCUCUAUUGUAGCUGGAAUUGGUUCAAUCGCCGGUGUUGUGACCGAUCUUAGGGCUUACCAGCCGUUCAAGACUAGAUACUAGGAGCUAGCUCGUUUAGCACGACCGUACCUUUAGAAAACAUGUUCGCAUAACAGGAAUUAGUGUGCAAAUAAGAGGUUUCAACUUCAAAUGUAAAAAGAAACACUAAAUUCUGAAACCUCUUUCCAUGCACCUUCCUGCAAGAGCAUCUUACUCCCAACUUGAAUAAGAUAAGUUCUUAUCUGCAACAUCUUUUCUAUCAUUCAAAAUUCGAAUUAAGUUCUGUAAGUGGAAACUAAUUAAUUUCU
Messenger RNA from Vitis riparia (riverbank grape), 4359 nucleotides. Its product is annotated as amino acid permease 4-like. NCBI's taxonomy places the organism in Eukaryota, Viridiplantae, Streptophyta, Magnoliopsida, Vitales, Vitaceae. The record is from RefSeq and is a predicted model, not a curated record. Gene Ontology annotation, cellular component: plasma membrane. Bases 2669 to 4114 code for a protein of 481 amino acids. The transcript has 9 exons.